Annulohypoxylon truncatum is the source of this 1923-nucleotide messenger RNA. Its product is annotated as MFS general substrate transporter. The transcript has 3 exons. Lineage: Eukaryota; Fungi; Ascomycota; Sordariomycetes; Xylariales; Hypoxylaceae. The record is from RefSeq and is a predicted model, not a curated record. Gene Ontology annotation, cellular component: membrane. Gene Ontology annotation, biological process: transmembrane transport. Gene Ontology annotation, molecular function: transmembrane transporter activity. Bases 336 to 1784 code for a protein of 482 amino acids.
ACCAACGUGAAUGACCUCUCCCUAUCCGGUUUAAGUUCCCAACUCCACGAUCAACACCCCGGAAGUGGAUUCGCCUCAUUUGUGUUAGCUUCAUCUCCACAAUCCCCGCGUCAGGCGGCCUGAAUUUUCCCCCAACCAACCCCCCUCAAGGAUUUAGGAGUAUUGUUACCAUGCUAGCGUGUUCCUGCAGGGUUCACCGAGUUUUUCGGCUUCCUUCCCAAGUCUUCGGACUCAGCCCGUCGCCAAGUUUGCUCUUUAUCUUCUUCCCGCUCCAAGUCUCCUCUUGGCAAAGGCUUGAGUUGAGUCUCUAAGUGCCAAGAUUCAGCCUCGAAGAUAUGGCGGACCAGAAAUCGGUGCUCGAUGCCGAGAGCGGGAAGGAGGAUCUCGGUGCGAAUGUUGCCCAAUAUGAGAAUGCACCCAUCACAGAAGCAGAGAAGGCACUUCGAUGGAAGCAAGACAAGCGCAUCGUGCCCUUGUCCGCGGGCAUCUACUUCCUCUGCUAUCUGGACCGGUCCAACAUAGGGAACGCCAAAAUCAUGAACGCAUCUACCGGCGACGACCUCAUGACGCAGACCGGCAUGACUAACUUCCAGUACACGAUCUCCCUGAUGAUCUUCCUCGUAGCAUACGGCUUGUUCGAGGUCCCGUCAAACAUCCUGCUCAAGAAGCUGCGGCCCUCCCGCUGGAUCGCGUUCCUCAUGUUCUCGUGGGGAGCGCUGACGAUGGGACUAGGCGGCGUCCACAGCUACGCCAGCGUGACCGUCGUGCGGUUCUUGCUUGGCGUGUUCGAAGCCGGUCUCUUCCCCGGGCUGGUGUACUAUCUGACCUUCUGGUACAAGACCGAGGAGCGUAGUAUCCGCGUGGCUUUCAUCCUGGCCUCGGCGACUCUCGCAGGCGCAUUCGGAGGCGCCAUAGCCUACGGUAUCGGCCACAUGAACCGAGCCGGAGGGCUCUCGGCCUGGCGUUGGCUCUUCAUCCUCGAAGGCAUACCAUCCUGCCUCUCCGCGCUUUUGGUCUGGUUCCUGCUUCCAGACUACCCCGAAGACGCGAAGUGGUUGACUACCAAGGAGCGAGAUUUGGCGGUGCAACGACUACACGUCGAGGGAAGCAAGGGGCAAGAUAAGGCGAUGUCAUGGGAAGACGCCAAGGCCACGCUCGUAGAUUGGAGGCUCUGGGGCCACUACAUCGUGUACUUUGGCAUCUCGACGCCCUUCAGCUCGCUUUCCUUAUUCACGCCUUCCAUCACGGCUGGCCUGGGCUACACGGACCUUCGCGCGCAGCUCAUGACUGUUCCUCCAUACGCCGUCGCCUACGUAAUCCAAAUCCUAGCCUCCUGGUCAGCAGACCACUUCAACGCGCGGGGUCUGCACUCCGCGGCACUAGCCACAAUCGGCGCGAUCGGGUUCCUCGCCUCGGCCGCGCUGCCGCCGGACGCGUACGCGUCGCGGUACGGGUGCCUGAUCGUAGCGGCGUCGGGCGCCUUCGCCUGCAUCCCGCCGCUGCUGGGGUGGCUGUCGUCCAACAUCUUCAGCACGGCGUCGGUGGGGCUCGCGAUCGCGCUCAACAUCGGGCUCGGCGGCGCCCCCGGCCAGAUCGUCGGCGUCUGGAUCUAUAAGGCGGAUGAGGCGGGGAGGGGGUACCCGACGGGCCAUUGGACGAAUGCGGCGUUGCUUUUUAUGGUGGCGGUUGGGUGUGUGGGGUUGAGGGUUUAUUAUGGGUGGAGGAAUAGGGGGAUCUUGGGCGCUGGGGGUGGGAGUGGGGAGGUGAGGGUGUUUAAGUAUUGAUCUAGUGUAGGUAUGAAUAGGCAGGUACGAAAGUUACGAGCCGUUUCAGGGGUGAGGUAGUUGGUGUAGAUACCCAGGCUGAGAUGAUGCGGACGUUAAUAAGAGUCUUGAGUAAAUCAUUAGCUCUUAUGAAUUGAAU